Molecule: messenger RNA, 1378 nt
Organism: Helicoverpa armigera (cotton bollworm)
Lineage: Eukaryota; Metazoa; Arthropoda; Insecta; Lepidoptera; Noctuidae
Gene: Pex7
Product: peroxisomal targeting signal 2 receptor
Exons: 8
Coding region: 207-1139 (310 amino acids)
Biological process (GO): protein import into peroxisome matrix
Cellular component (GO): cytosol; peroxisomal matrix
Molecular function (GO): protein binding
Source: RefSeq, a predicted model, not a curated record
CUUUGCUUUGCCAAACGUCAGAAAUUGACAUUUGUUGUGACAGCCUCAAAAGGUUAUGUAGCGUUAAUUGAGGAUUAGAAUAUUAUUUACACAGCGAAAACUAAUAGGAUUCCAAUACAAAUUGACCUAGAUAUCCAACUUAGUGUAUUUAAAGUUUUAUGUAAAGCAAUGUGACAUAUUUGGUUUGGAAAUUUUAUACCAUCAGCAUGCCGACUUUCCUGACACCAGGGCGGCACGGGUACAGCGUCCGGUUUUCUCGGACAAGGCCGGAUACGUUGGCAGUUGCUACCAGCCAGUAUUACGGCCUAGCUGGUGGUGGAACCUUGUUCUUCUUGGAGCUGUCCCCAGACGGGAGUUCGAUUAUUGAAGUUCAGAAACUUGAAUGGAGUGAUGGCCUCUUCGACGUGACAUGGUCCGGUACAACAGAAAGCGCGGCGGCUUGCGGGGCAGGCGACGGUGCCGUCAUAGUAUGGCGGGUUGGAUGUGCGGCGCCGCUCCGGGUGCUAAGAGCUCAUACUAGUGAAGUGUGCUCCGUGGACUGGCCUAGAACACAUCUGUUGAGCGCUAGCUGGGAUACUACUGUUAAAUUGUGGGACCCGGAAUCAGAAGCAUGUCUCAGCACGUUCCUCGGGCACUCUCAACUGGUGUACACAGCAGCGUUCUCUCCCCACUCUCCGGCCACCUUUGCAUCAGUGUCGGGUGAUGGCCACCUCAAGUUGUGGACGUGUACCGAACCUUCUAGACCUGCGGCUGUGGUUAAAGCUCAUGAUGCUGAGGUACUAUCAUGCGAUUGGAGUAGAACAGAAACACAUGCAUUAGCUACAGCAGGAUCUGAUGGUCUCAUCAGAGGUUGGGAUCUGAGAAGACUAACAUCACCUAUGUUUACUCUUAAAGGAUGUGAAUGUGCUGUAAGAAGAGUACAAUUCUCUCCACACGCACCUUCUAUUUUGGCAGCUGGAUCCUAUGAUUUUACUACAAGGAUAUGGGACCUAAAACGCGGUUGCGAGCCUCUAGAAACGAUAAGGCAUCACUCGGAGUUCACAUACGGACUGGACUGGAACGCUCUCAGGCCACAUCAGAUAGCUGACUGCGGGUGGGACUCGCUGGUGCAUGUGUUUACUCCCCGCUCCCUGGCCUGAGACUGGUGAUGAAAUUCCAUUGGAUCGUCUGUGAUUGAACUUGAAAGUGUAUGUGGAGGAGAACGUGCCAAACCAUACUAGUGUUUAUUGCGAAGACAAUCAGGGUUAUAAUCGCUUGCUGGCGUUCACAAGCAGGUUCGGUGAACAGGGAUAUCGAGUAUGCUGAAAGUGAUUGUACAUUAUUAUUUGUUAUUAGUGUAAGUUGUUAGUGCUUUGUGUAUGGUGUAUUAUGAAAACUG